CUGACGUUUCCCCCGUGUCACUUUUGAGUUUAACUGCACACUGGCUGGAUGAGAGUUUCGUGCCACACAGUGCAAUGCUAAAUGCAAAGAACUUUCGCGGUUCGCACACCAGUGACGCGAUUGCAGCUACCCUAAAAGAAAUGCUUGACAAGUGGCAAAUUCCUUUAGAUAAAGUCCAUGUCAUUCUGAGGGACAACGCAAGCAACAUGCGAAAGGCGAUGGACAACAUGAAGGUGCGUAGUUUAGGCUGCGUUGCACAUACACUGCAUCUCGUUGUCAUCGAGGGACUGCUAUCACAGCGCGCUGUGAGUGAUGCCGUUGCAAGUGGGAGACAGAUUGUUGGACACUUUAAACAUUCCCCGCUUGCUUAUUCACGGCUGCAAGAUAUCCAGCUUGAGAUGAAUCUUCAAGCAAAACGCCUGCAGCAGGACGUCAAAACCAGGUGGAAUAGCACCUACUUUAUGAUCGCGAGUCUGGUGGAACAGAAACGAGCACUGUCUGCUUAUACUGCUGACCAUGACCUGCCCUCAACACUCACGGCAAACCAGUGGGCCUUGCUUGAAAAAACAAUGAACUGUCUAGAACCGUUUGAGGAGUUAACAAGGAAGGUGAGCUCAGCCACAUCCUCCACUGCUGAUGUUAUCCCAAGUGUCACCGUUCUGAAACGUGUCCUCUCCAUGGAAACCGAGGCUGACUCUGGGAUUAAAACCAUGAAAAGGACGCUCUUAGAAGCUGUUGACAAGCGCUUUAGCACCGUGGAAGACGAACCUCUGUAUGUACUUUCCAAACUGCUGGACCCAAGAUACAAGGACAGAUUUUUCACCAGUGCAGACUCUGCCAAGCGGGGGAAAGAUGCACUGGCUAAGGAGCUGGAGGAAGAUGUGAGGACCACCACUGCUGAUGGAGCAUCAACGGCUUUGGAGCCACCAGGAAAGCCCCCCUGAGUGGAAACAGCGGGAGCAGCAACUCCAAGCAGCAGCAGCAGCUUCUUCAUGAAAGAAUUUGACAAAAUUCGGGGAGAGCGAGAAAAAGGUCCUGGUGCAGCAAGCAGCUCUAGUACUGCUGUACAAUUGCAUGGAUAUUUUACAGAGGAAACAAUUCCUAUCACAGAUGACCCAUACAAAUACUGGGGAGUCAACCGCCAGCGCUUUCCUGGCCUUGCUGCUGCUGCCUUAAAAUACCUCAGUGCACCCUGCACUAGCGUUGAAAGUGAACGGCUUUUCAACACAGUCUCCACCAUCAUGGACGAGAAGCGAAACAGACUCACAGCAGAGAGAGCAGAAAUGCUUGCUUUCCUAAGCAAGAACCUGCCAGUGAUGCUUAAGCCUGAGCUUGAGAAGCUUGAGAAAUCUGCUUGAGCAGGUCACUGACACUGAUACCUCAAUUUUUUUUUUUAACAAGCUAGAGAAGCUAUUGUUUUGUUCAGAUGCUUUUGCACUAAACGUUAUAAAGAUAAGCUAUUGUUUUUUUUUACCAAGCUAGAGAAGCUAUUGUUUUGUUUACCAAGCCUACCUCUGUUUACCAAGACUACCUCUGUUUUUUUGUAUUUGUUUUACCAAGCUAGAGAAGCUAUUGUUUUGUUUACCAGGCCUACCUCUGUUUUUUUUUUUUAAUGUUUACCAAGCUAGAGAAGCUAUUGUUUUUUUUUUACCAAGCUAGAGAAGCUAUUGUUUUGUUCAGAUGCUUUUGUUUAUUUACACUAAACUAUAUAAAUUAUUAUUAUUAUAUUAUUUAUUUUGUUUAACAUUGUAUUUUGAAUCCGUUUGCACUGACUGAACCAGUCACAAUAUAUAUUUAUGAUUACAAUUGUUUUACUGGUGCAUAAUUAUUUAAUAAAUAAGUAAUUCAGUUAAUUUACAUCUGUUUAUUUUUAUUUAUUUUUUUUAAAUAGGAAAUGUUUAAGUCAAGUCUCAUGAUCCCAGUCUUUUCCCCUCAAUGAAACUUACAGUUUGUAGCCAUAAUUUCGAGCUGUUUUUCUAUAUCGGUAUCGGAUCGGUAUCGGCCGAUACUAAACCUCAGAUAUCGGUAUCG
This is a messenger RNA of Gadus macrocephalus (Pacific cod), 2031 nucleotides long. Its product is annotated as zinc finger BED domain-containing protein 4-like. Bases 75 to 944 code for a protein of 289 amino acids. The transcript has 2 exons. The record is from RefSeq and is a predicted model, not a curated record. Lineage: Eukaryota; Metazoa; Chordata; Actinopteri; Gadiformes; Gadidae.